Lates calcarifer (barramundi perch) is the source of this 4642-nucleotide messenger RNA. RefSeq names its product NLR family CARD domain-containing protein 3-like. The transcript has 14 exons. NCBI's taxonomy places the organism in Eukaryota, Metazoa, Chordata, Actinopteri, Centropomidae. Gene Ontology annotation, molecular function: protein binding. The record is from RefSeq and is a predicted model, not a curated record.
GUUCCAGCCCCUCCUACCUGUCCUGCCUCCAUCACAGGUGGAGUCUGAGUCAGUCCAGGUAACAGCUCACCUGUGUCAUAUCUUUUCUCUGCAGGUGUGGAGUGGAGAGUUUUCUUCUUCAGCUCUUUGGACUGUUUGAAUCAAGUGUGAAGGUAGAAAGUGUGUGUGAGCUGAUGUGGAUGUGAAUGGAGCAGCAUGAAUCAGAGUGAGGACAGAGAGGAGGGAGUCCCUCCCUCUAAAACCACUCUGUGUGGGGAACAUGAGAGCCAGACCAAAGCUCAGAGCCCAGAGCAGCAGAUACCACACUCCGCUGGACCUGGACCUGGACCUGGACCCAGCUGUGUGUCCAUGAAGAGCGACUGGUCCAUGGAUCAUCCUCUUGAAUUCAAACAAUCUGUUGAUGGAAGUUUCAGGAUCCAGCAGCAGAGACCAGACUCUCCUGAACCCAGCUGUCUGUCUUUAAAGAGCGACAACUCAAAGAACUUUUUCAUUGACUUUAAAGGGCGACGUCCAUCAGCUGAUCAGAUAGUGGACCAGGAGAGCUCAGAGGUUCCCAGUGGUCAGUCUGCCCAGCAGCAUCAAACACACCUGGACUCCAUAUUUAUGCUGCUGGAGGAGAACAUCGUCACUUUUGUGAAGAACGAGCUGAAGAAGAUGCAGAAGGUUCUGAGUCCAGAUUACCCAGAAUGCUUAGAGAGUCAGAGGGAGGAUGAGGAGGUGUUGGACGGUGAGGAUGAAGAGCAGAGGAGGAGCAGCAGAGAGGAGUUUCUGAAGAUCACACUGAACUUCCUGAGGAGAAUGAAGCAGGAGAAGCUGGCUGACUGUCUGCAGAGCAGAACUGUUGCUGCAGUUUGUCGACGUCAACUUAAAUCUAACCUGAAGAAGAAGUUCCAGUGUGUGUUUGAGGGCAUCGCUAAAGCAGGAAACCCAACCCUUCUGAAUUAGAUCUACACAGAGCUCUAUGUCACAGAGGGAGGGACUGGAGAGGUCAAUGAUGAACAUGAGGUCAGACAGAUUGAAACAGCAUCCAGGAAACCAGACAGACCAGAAACAACCAUCAGACAAGAAGACAUCUUUAAAGCCUCACCUGGAAGAGAUGAACCAAUCAGAACAGUGAUGACAAAGGGAGUGGCUGGCAUUGGGAAAACAAUCUUAACACAGAAGUUCACUCUGGACUGGGCUGAAGACAAAGCCAACCAGGACAUACACUUCACAUUUCCAUUCACUUUCAGAGAGCUGAAUGUGCUGAAAGAGAAAAAGUUGAGCUUGGUGGAACUUGUUCAUCACUUCUUUACUGAAACCAAAGAAGCAGGAAUCUGCAGGUUUGAAGAGUUCCAGGUUGUGUUCAUCUUUGACGGUCUGGAUGAGUGUCGACUUCCUCUGGACUUCCACAAGACUGAGAUCCUGACUGAUGUUACAGAGUCCACCUCAGUGGACGUGCUGCUGACAAACCUCAUCAGGGGGAAACUGCUUCCCUCUGUUCGCCUCUGGAUAACCACACGACCUGCAGCAGCCAAUCAGAUCCCUCCUGAGUGUGUUGACAUGGUGACAGAGGUCAGAGGGUUCACUGACCCACAGAAGGAGGAGUACUUCAGGAAGAGGUUCAGAGAUGAGGAUCAGGCCAGCAGGAUCAUCUCCCACAUCAAGACCUCACGAAGCCUCCACAUCAUGUGCCACAUCCCAGUCUUCUGCUGGAUCACUGCUACAGUUCUGGAGGAUGUGUUGAAAACCAGAGAGGGAGGAGAGCUGCCCAAGACCCUGACUGAGAUGUACAUCCACUUCCUGGUGGUUCAGACCAAACUGAAGAACGUCAAGUAUGAUGGAGGAUCUGGGACAGAUCCACACUGGAGUAAAAAGAGCAGGAAGAUGAUUAAGUCUCUGGGAAAACUGGCUUUUGAGCAGCUGCAGAAAGGAAACCUGAUCUUCUAUGAAUCAGACCUGACAGAGUGUGGCAUCGAUAUCAGAGCAGCCUCAGUGUACUCAGGAGUGUUCACACAGAUCUUUAAAGAGGAGAGAGGACUGUACCAGGACAAGGUGUUCUGCUUCAUCCAUCUGAGUGUUCAGGAGUUUCUGGCUGCUCUUCAUGUCCAUCUGACCUUCAUCAAGUCUGGAGUCAAUCUGCUGUCAGAAGAACAAACAACCUCCCUGAGGUCUAAACUGUUUGGAACCAAACCUGGACCAAUACACUUCUACCAGAGUGCUGUGGCCAAGGCCUUACAGAGUCCAAAUGGACACCUAGACUUGUUCCUCCGCUUCCUCCUGGGUCUUUCACUGCAGACCAAUCAGACUCUCCUACGAGGUCUGCUGACAAAGACAGGAAGUAGCUCACAGACCAAUCAGGAAACAGUCCAGUACAUCAAGAAGAAGAUCAGUGAGAAUCUGUCACCAGAGAAAAGCAUCAACCUGUUCCACUGUCUGAAUGAACUGAAUGAUUGUUCUCUAGUGGAGGAGAUCCAACAGUCCCUGAGUUCAGGACGUCUCUCCACAGAUAAACUGUCUCCUGCUCAAUGGUUAGCUCUGGUCUUCAUCUUACUGUCAUCAGAAAAAGAUCUGGACGUGUUUGACCUGAAGAAAUACUCUGCUUCAGAGGAGGCUCUUCUGAGGCUGCUGCCAGUGGUCAAAGCCUCCAACAAAGCUCUACUGAGUGGCUGUAACCUCUCAAAGAGAAGCUGCAGAGCUAUGUCCUCAGUUCUUAGCUCCCAGUCCUCUAGUCUGAGAGAUCUGAACCUGAGUAACAACAACCUGCAGGAUUCAGGAGUGAAGCUGCUGUCUGUUGGACUGAAGAGUCCACACUGUUCACUGGGGUAUCUCAGUUUGACAGGCUGUCAGAUCACAGAGGAAGGCUGUUCUUCUCUGUCCUCAGUUCUCAGCUCCCAGUCCUCUGGUCUGAGAGAUCUGGACCUGAGUAACAACGACCUGAAGGAUUCAGGAGUGAAGCUGCUGUCUGUUGGACUGAAGAGUCCACACUGUGAACUGGAGUCUCUCAGUUUGUCAGGCUGUCAGAUCACAGAGGAAGGCUGUUCUUCUCUGUCCUCAGUUCUCAGCUCCCAGUCCUCUGGUCUGAGAGAUCUGGACCUGAGUAACAACAACCUGCAGGAUUCAGGGGUGAAGCUGCUGUCUGUUGGACUGAAGAGUCCACAGUGUGAACUGGAGUCUCUCAGUUUGACAGGCUGUCAGAUCACAGAGGAAGGCUGUUCUUCUCUGUCCUCAGUUCUCAGCUCCCAGUCCUCUGGUCUGAGAGAUCUGGACCUGAGUAACAACGACCUGAAGGAUUCAGGAGUGAAGCUGCUGUCUGUUGGACUGAAGAGUCCACACUGUGAACUGGAGUCUCUCAGUCUGUCAGGCUGUCUGAUCUCAAAGGAAGGCUGUUCUUCUCUGGUCUCAGCUCUGAGAUCCAACCCCUCCCAUCUGAGAGAGCUGGACCUGAGCUACAAUCAUCCAGGAGACUCAGGAGUGAAGCUGCUGUCUGCUGGACUGAAGGAUCCAGACUGGAGACUGGACACUCUCAGGGUGGAGCCUGGUGGAGUCCGAUGGUUGAGACCAGGUCUAUGGAGGUAUUCCUGUGAACUGGAACUGGACACAAACACAGUGAACAGAUUCCUCAAACUGUCUGACAACAACAGGAAGGUGACACAUGUGAGAGAGGAUCAGUCACAUCCUGAUCAUCCAGACAGAUUUGAUCACUGGCCUCAGCUGCUGUGUAGAACUGGUCUGACUGGUCGCUGUUACUGGGAGGUUGAGUGGAGAGGAGUGGUUGAUAUGUCAGUGAGUUACAGAGGAAUCAGAAGGAAAGGAAACAGAAAAGACUGCAGGUUUGGUAGGAACGAUCAGUCCUGGAGUCUGUUCUGUUCUGAUGGUGGUUACUCUGUCUGUCACAAUAACAUAAGGACAUCCAUCUCCUCCUCCUCUGUCUCUAACAGAGUAGCAGUGUAUGUGGACCGUCCUGCUGGAACUCUGUCCUUCUACAGAGUCUCCUCUGAUUCUCUGAUCCACCUCCACACCUUCAACACCACCUUCACUGGACCUCUGUACCCUGGGUUUGGGUUUAGGAUCUUGUGGUCUGGUUCCUCAGUGUCUCUGUGUUGAGUGUAUCAGAGUCUCCUCCUGUCAGAGAAACUUUCUCUCUGUUGAACAGAUAGUUCAGUCUGUUCAUGUUUGUUUCUUUCACUCACACACGUUUUCAGAUUCAUGUUAAAUUAAAUCAGUUUCUUUUUGAAACUCUUCUAAAUGAUUCCUUGUGAACUUCCUCUUCCGGUCCUUUAAAGAUGGAAGCUGCUGUUAUUACAAGUUUUACUGAAGGUGGUAAAAUGUGGGACGUCUUUUCUUUCAUAGUUUGAAAUGAUUUAUUUUCUCAAACAGUGGACUUUAUUCUGCCUCAUGAAACUGGAUCAUUUGUUAAAUAUGUCUUUAGUUAGUUUUAACUGCUGGUUUGUUUUAAUGAAUCUUACAGCAGGAAUAUUUUACACUUCAACACUGCAGUUGGUUUAACUCUAUAUUGUGAUGUAUUCUAGAGAAAUCUGUUUUUGUGUUAUUUCUUUUCUGUUGUUUGUGCUCGUUGUUGUUGUUGUUGCCUCUCUGAACCAGGACGCUGUUUUUUCUGAUUAAAUACAUUUUCAAAUCUGUUUCCAUGUUGUGUAUGAAU